This is a messenger RNA of Dichomitus squalens LYAD-421 SS1, 4609 nucleotides long. Its product is annotated as zinc finger dihydrouridine synthase. The transcript is spliced from 24 exons. The record is from RefSeq and is a predicted model, not a curated record. Gene Ontology annotation, molecular function: tRNA dihydrouridine synthase activity; RNA binding; metal ion binding. Lineage: Eukaryota; Fungi; Basidiomycota; Agaricomycetes; Polyporales; Polyporaceae. The coding region runs from base 1 to 2064 and encodes 687 amino acids. Gene Ontology annotation, biological process: tRNA processing.
AUGGCGACGACUGCGACCUUGCCUCCUGGCACUGCGCCAAUCAAACCAGAAUUCCUUCUUUCCUUCCAGGCCCUCGAUGUCCCAGACGACGAUGCCGCGGAGGGGAGCAGCAGCCACGUUAACGGCAGGCCCGAAGCCCUCUCCGCUACGGGCGCAGAGGAACCCAGCAAGAGAUUGUCGGGCGCCCAGCGCAAACAGCUCGCUAAGGAGGAGCGCAAGCAGAAACGCGGCGCGAACAAGGGCAGACGCUUUCAGAAGGUCCGCGACGAGGUCGAGCUGUGCUUCAGGGUCGCAAGCGGGAAGCAGUGCGAUUUCGGUGCAGAGUGCAAGUUUACGCAUGACGUCUCCGCCUACCUCACUGCCAAGCCAAGAGAUACAUACUUUCCCUCCACGGAAGAUAUCCUGAAUGAACCCCCAUUCGUGCGGUUACCGGACGUGGAGAUGGAGGAAGGGCAGGCGCCGAGGACCUCCCUGGACCCAAACACUACCUGCCCAGUAUUCCAGAGAACGGGCGAGUGCAAGCAGGGCCUCAAGUGUCGCUUCCUUGGAAACCAUGCACGCACACGCGAGGUCGGGGAGUUGGAGCUAGUCGUGGAUGAGGAGAAGAAGGCCCACGUAGCUGCUUCGGAGACGGAGGUCAAUUUUAUUGACGGAGAUACAUUGCGCAAGAUCCGGACUAAGAAGUAUCCUCACCCGAUUGCCGAUGCAUACUUGCAAGAACUCAAGGACGCAGCGAUUGAGGGAGACAAGGCGAAUAGCGAUAAAACUGAAGACGAGAAAGGGGACAAUGUACCAGAGCCUACAACAGAACCCCAGGCAACGCCCGCUACUGGUCCGGAGAGUACCACGAAUGGCUCGUCGUAUCUCGUUCCUCCUGCUGCCACCGCCACAAUCGACAAGUUGCAGGACGACACACCCGACGUGCCAAUACGCGCUGUCGAGAAGAAGCGACUGCACUGGAAGGGAAAGACUUACCUUGCACCAUUGACGACAGUUGGCAAUCUACCCUUCCGCCGCCUAUGCGUGGACUACGGCGCGGACAUCACCUGCGGCGAAAUGGGCCUUGCAAUGUCCUUUCUCCAAGGGUCCAAAGAGGAAUGGUCACUCGUCCGGCGGCACCCUUCCGAGGGCAUCUUCGGCAUGCAAAUCGCGGGUAGCAAGCCGCAGCUGCUCGUUCCCGCAGCGGAGAUCAUUGGACGCGAGUGCGCGGGCAACCUCGACUUCGUCGAUGUCAAUUGCGGGUGCCCAAUCGACCUUGUGUACAAGACCGGCAGCGGCUCUGCGUUGCUCGAUGCCGCCGGGCGGUUGGGCAAAAUUGUGGUGGGGAUGAGCAAGGCGCUAGGCGAUAUCCCUGUCACUGUAAAGCUCCGGACGGGAGUCAAGGACGGCCGCAAUACGGCGCACAAGCUCAUGCCCCGCCUUGGGCCGGAGUGGGACGUCUCUGCGAUCACUCUGCAUGGUCGCACGCGGCAACAAAGGUACACGAAGUUAGCAGACUGGGACUACAUCAAGCAGUGCGUGCAGGCAGUUCGCGCGCGUGAGGAGGAGGAAGACCUGGCUCCUGUGCCUAUAUUCGGCGGGGGCGACUGCUUCUCGUCCGAGGAUUACUGGUACAAGAUGGAGAACUAUGACGUCGACGGGAUCAUGAUCGGCCGCGGCGCGCUCAUCAAACCCUGGAUAUUCACCGAGAUAAAGGAGCGUAGGGAGUGGGAUAUCUCUGCCCGGGAGAGGCUUGAGCUCAUCCGCAAGUAUGCAGACUACGGUUUGAAUCAUUUUGGCUCAGACACCGCAGGCGUGAACACGACCCGCCGGUACCUAUGCGAAGCGCUCUCCUUCCAGUACCGCUACAUUCCCAUCGGCCUCCUCGAACGCAUCCCGGCCAAGAUCAACGAGCGCGCGCCAGCAUAUCGCGGUCGCGACGACCUCGAGACGUUGCUGGCGAGCGCCGACAGCCGUGACUGGGUCAAGAUCUCGGAGAUGUUCCUUGGGCCUGCACCAGAAUCGUGGACGUUUACCCCGAAACACAAGAGCAACGCGUAUGGCACAGAGGAGAGCCAAGGAUGAUUUAGCCGGCUGUGCUGAGAGGGAUUGAAAUUGCCCACUUAGAUUGUGAGUGAAGCGGCAAGAAUAUGUUGAAAUGAUGGACCUUGGGACAGAGAGACACGGACAUCGUCUAAGCGAGCGAGAAUAACCUGCCGUAUUGUUACAUUAGUUGUGCUAUAGCUACACCGAGCGCGGAUACGCGUCUACCAUCCAAUCAGUACCCAAGCAGCUUCAAUCCUUUGGGGUACCCAAAGUCAAUCCGUGGUGUCCAUGAGCUCGCCCCUUGACUCGGGCGGCUCCACAAUGUCCGACUCAAUGGUGAGCUCCGACGGCGUGAGCAGGUUAUAUGGCGGAGACGUCGGCGGCGAGUUCGGGUCAACGAUGAGCGCCGCGACGUCCUCCGGGAUCUCGGCCAGGAAGAGGCGGUUGUUGUGCUUGACAGAGUUCUUGAGGUUCUCAGGCCACUCGGUGCGCGCGUUCUCUUCUUCCUCGGACACGGCUCGACUGUAGACGAGGAAAUAUGGCCCCGCGGCGAGGUGCAGACCGGCAGGGUCCGUGAGGGCGGUCUCCUCAGACACUUUGGUAACAUGGUAGUCGAGGGUCUUCCACCAUUGGCCCUUGUGCUUGACGUACGAAUACAAGUGGCUGCGUCCGUAUAAGCCGUCAUGGACGAGGACGGCACGGAGGUCGUAGCGAUAUUUUUGGAGCUCAGGGCAGUCCAGCUUGCUUUGCGCCUCUGUCCUCUUGCUUUCUAUCGUCGCAUCGAUAGCCUUAGCCUCCUCCUGUAUCUUCUCGAUUAUAUUCGCAAGUUUCUUCUUGUUGGCCUGGAUGUCUUGAUCGCGCUUCGCGUCCCCGUUGCUCUCUGCGAUAUUCUCGUAAUAGUACAGACACGACUGCAGAUCCGCAAGCACGUCCUUGUCGUUAUACCGCAGCAGGUUCCUCUUCCUCUCCUCUAGCUCCCUCACCUCCUCCAACAGCCCUCUCUGCUCCGCCCUCUUCGCACUCGCAAGCUCAUAACUCUCGCGCAUGAACUGGUCCAGAUAGAUGCUACUCGAGUACUUGAACGUCGCCCUCUCCGUCCUCCUCCCGAGCGCGGCGUCGUACGUAGGAGGCGCGCUGUCGCGCACGAGCUGGAACGCGACGAUGUCCGACGGCUCGAAGAUGACGUGCCGCUUCGCGACGCCUUUCAGCUUGCCCGUCACGGGGGGCGCGAACUCGGCCGCGAGCGCAGACACGAGGUCGUUGAGCUCGGGCCCUGGGCCGACGGCGAUUUUGACGAAGCAGAGGUUGUCGGUGUUUGGGUCGUCCGCGGGGGCGUCGUGGUAGCCGUGGGACAGCAUCAUCAGCCUUCUCGGCUGCCGCUCCGGGUUGUAUACGUUGUUGUACUGCAAUACGUUUUGGAUCGCGUAGACGAUCUUCUCGUAGAAUCGGGAUGUCACGUCGCCCAACCGCUCAGCAGGGCUAUUCCAGGGCUCAGCUGCGAGGUCGCGCAGACCGUCGUCCGCGUUCAGCUCUCCCAGCAGCGCCAGGUCCAUGUUGACCAUCAACUCGAGCAGCGUCCACGCCUGGCGCCCAGGUCCACUGUCAGGAGGCCAGAUCUCCGUAGUCCCCUCCGCAGGCAGCGGCGCCCACUCCGCCAACGUUCUCCGGAAUUGAGGGACGAAUCCUAAGGCAUGGAUGAGGAGAGCGGCGUAGACCAAGCCGGAGGCGGUGGGACGAAGCGCGACAGGGGUAUCGCCCUUCCGCACCUUGUCCUCGAGCGAGAGCUCCUCGAACGUGUCCUCGGUGACGUUGUACGACAGGCUCGCCUCGAUCGCGCGGCUCAUCGCCUGGUCGUCCUGCGACAUCCCGCUCGGCACAUUCGCCUCUACAUUCGAGGAGACCAUAGCCCAGUUCGGGUCCGGGGCCCUAUUGCUCGGCCCAAACGCCGUGCUCCCCUGGUCCUCCAACGACGCCUGCAGCGCGCGCGCGAGCUCCUUGUCGUCGUCGUCCUUCGUCAAGUCGAUCACCGCCUUCUCCGGCCUAGACGGCGGUGGGGUGCGCGGCCCCUGCAUGGGCGCGUCCAGCGGCUCGAGGUUGGGCAGGUCCGCGUAGAUGCUGGGGUCGACAGUGUCGCCGGUGUCGCCCUCGAGGAGUGCGGACGCGGUCUUGUCCAUGUUGCCGUCGUUGCGCCGGAGGAGGCUGAGCGCGACGUCCGCGUUCAUCUCGUCGCCCAUGAUGCCGCGUAGGAUCUCGAGGGACUCGAGCUCCUUGGCGGUCGGAGGCAUCUGUCUGCUCUCGAUCAUGGUCUGUGUAUAUAUGUUGCACGGAACAAACACUUGUGCGAGACUUUAUGAGGGCUCUGUCUCCGGACAAGGCGUAAUCAAACGUAAUGUGUGAUUCACGACGUCUUGAGGACGACUUUGAGUUAGCAGGCACAAAACCCGAGGAAAGGGUGAUGUCGGUAUACAAGUGUGGAGGCCACACAAGUAUGUAGUUGCUCUGAUCAGUUCUGCAAUUGUCCGACUAGGUUCAGAGGCUUGGCCUCAAAUAAGACGGUGAAGCGAGUCUAUCGGGUAGAUAUAGC